This is a messenger RNA of Ochlerotatus camptorhynchus, 2315 nucleotides long. RefSeq names its product zinc finger protein 345-like. The transcript has 4 exons. The record is from RefSeq and is a predicted model, not a curated record. Gene Ontology annotation, molecular function: RNA polymerase II transcription regulatory region sequence-specific DNA binding; DNA-binding transcription factor activity, RNA polymerase II-specific; zinc ion binding. Gene Ontology annotation, biological process: regulation of transcription by RNA polymerase II. NCBI's taxonomy places the organism in Eukaryota, Metazoa, Arthropoda, Insecta, Diptera, Culicidae. Gene Ontology annotation, cellular component: nucleus. Bases 52 to 2310 code for a protein of 752 amino acids.
UUAUUCAAAAUAUAAAAUUAGGAUCUUUGUUUCACUCAAAUUCAAUUGGACAUGGAUUACAUAGAAAACAUUUGCCGGAUCUGUUUGGGUGGUGGAAGCAUGGAUAUCGACUUUCUGCUGGUUAACAUCUUUGAGUCUCAGAAUGACAUUUCAAGCCCGGAAUUCUCAAUAGCCGAAUUACUGCAGACUAUCUGUGGAUUGGAGUUAUCUGAGGAUGACUUCUAUCCGAAAAACAUCUGCUCGAUGUGCCUUUCGCGCUUGGAAGAAGCUUACAGACUUCGUCAGCAGUCUCAACAAUCGCAGGAAGCUCUAUACGAUAUGCUGUUUACCAAGACAGCCACUUCUGAGCUGGCUUUCGAGGUGAAUGUUGAAGAGCUGGACGACGGAAGAUUGUAUGAAGUAGAAUAUUUGGAUGAACAAGAAUCAUUGCUGUUGGAAAUAGACGUAGACGAUCAGAGUGAUGUCAAGAUCGAGGACGUACUGUCGGAGCAAGUUAUCGAUCACACAAACCAUCAGAAGGUGCUCUGCUGUGGUUGUGAUGCGGCCUUUGAAACGGAACGCCAAUUGAGGAAGCAUUCUUUUAGUAAGCACCGUCCUCGAGGGGAUACGGAUAUAUCAGAGGGAAAAGUUCAUUGCCACGUAUGUUAUGCACUAUUCUCAAAUGAAUACAAAUUAGAUAUCCAUAGAGCAGGGAAACAUAAUGUGCCGCCAUUGAAGAAGUGCAAGUUCUGUGGAUGUAACUUUUUCUCAUCGAAUGGACUGCUGCAGCAUAAGAGGACUUUUCAUGAGGACAGAAUGUACAAAUGCUGUGGAUGUAGAUUUUCUUGCUUCGAAAAGGAGGAGCUCCUCUGCCAUUCCGUCAAUCAUAGAAGUGAAUCUAUUGAAAAUUACGAAGACAGGCCUUACCAGUGCGUGAUUUGCUUGUCGCGGUUCCAAACGCUACAAGAGAGGCGAACACAUGAGCGCUUUCCGUACAGGAUGCUUAGUGCAAGGCAGGAAGAAAAGGACGAGGAAGUAACCGUAACAGUUUUGAGGUGUUGCGGUUGCGCUAAAGUGUUUUCGUUGAUGAGUGAAUUGAACUCUCAUCAGGAAGAGAUCCAUUUGCCGCAGAGAAUUGAUUGCCUAGAGGAAAUGCCAAUUGAAUGCGGAGGAUGCUACAAACGGUUUAAAAAUAAUUCCUUCCUUAAUAAGCAUCUCCGGCGAGCUGCAGAUAAGAAGCUUUAUGCGUGUAGCAAAUGUAGUGUAGCGCGUCGUACGCUCAAGGAGCUGAUUGAACAUGAAGCGACUCACACUGGACAAAGCGCAUUUAUUUGCUGUGGAUGCCGGAAGCGAUUCGAAUCACAACAUGCCUUGGAGCAACAUUCGAUAGAAGAACAUGCAAAUCGGCCGAAGGUCUACUAUAACGACGAGCAGGAUACUGAAAGACCAUUUGAAUGCAAGAUUUGCUACCGAAGGUACAAAUCCGCCAGAGACCUCCGCGGUCAUCAACGAUUUGUGUAUUACGAGAAGGUUCACGUUUGUGACACAUGUGGAAAAGGCUUCGCUCAAGAGAACAGUCUGGACGUGCAUAUGGCCACCCAUAAGACGAAAGCGGAAUUUCCUUGUCCGAUCUGUGGGAAGAAGUACAAACACGGAUCCAACGUGCGGAACUGUAUGGUACGUCACGAGCGUCCUAAGCAACAUAAGUGCAAGAUAUGUAACGUAACCUUCCCAGCUGCAUCCAAUCUCUACUCGCACAUGAUUUCCCAUUCCGAAGAUCGUCGCUACAAGUGCGACGUGUGCGGCCAAUCAUUCAAGCGCAGUUUUCACUUACGGAAGCACAUGAACACGCAUACCAGCGAGAAAAACUACCCUUGCAAGUACUGCUCAUCAAAGUUCUGUUCGACCACUGAGCUGUACAAGCACGAGAUUCGCCAUACCGGGAUGUACCCGUAUGAGUGUGAGAUUUGCGACAAAAAGCUUACGACUCGUCAGGUUUUCAUUAAGCACUAUGAAUCGCAUGUCGAGGAAGCGGAAAAAGUGUUCCAGUGCAAUUUGUGCCCGUUGAAAUACAGCCAGGAUCAUUUCCUGUCCAACCAUAUUAAGUACAAACACCGAAUCGAACCGCAGGAUAAGCAUUGGAAUGAUAAAUUCAAUCGAAAGGGCCCCAACAGACUGAAAGGAGGCAUUAGAUGGGCCGGAGUCAGGGGCAAAUACUCCGCUAAUACAUCGCCCCUGGAGGAGGAAAUAGAAAUGUAUGAAGAUGAACAGGUUGAAGUUGAAGCAAUUGAGUCCAUCGAUGAAGUGGAAACCAAGGUGAAUCAUAAGUAGGUUGA